Messenger RNA from Oncorhynchus mykiss (rainbow trout), 2077 nucleotides. RefSeq lists its product as uncharacterized. NCBI's taxonomy places the organism in Eukaryota, Metazoa, Chordata, Actinopteri, Salmoniformes, Salmonidae. Gene Ontology annotation, molecular function: DNA-binding transcription activator activity, RNA polymerase II-specific; RNA polymerase II cis-regulatory region sequence-specific DNA binding. The record is from RefSeq and is a predicted model, not a curated record. Gene Ontology annotation, cellular component: PcG protein complex; nucleus; chromatin. Gene Ontology annotation, biological process: regulation of transcription by RNA polymerase II.
UCAGGUGUUCGACGAAAUUAUUCUUCAGACGUCAUUGAUCACGUGCUGCUGAUAAAGGGACACUGCUUUGAAUUAUACCGCUUAGGGACUUCAGUACAUGCCUCAUAGCUCCAGUCUCAAACUUAACCCCGUUCCUGCUGAAGAAGAGGGGGGUCUGCUGGAUGGAGAAAGAAGCUCUCGUGAAAGAAGAGGAGGAGGAGGAGGAGGAAGAGGCUGUUACAAUACAAAAACAAGUAGAGGUUGAGGCUGUUACCGGGAAAGCAGAAGAGAAAGACGUCUCAGUUAAAAAAGAGGAAGACUCGUUCAGAGUUAAAGAGGACGACGACGUUUCAGUGAAAGAAGAGGAGGGGGAAGUGACUGUCACAUCGAAAAAUGAAGAAGAGGAAACUGGAUAUCUGGGCCCGGUUUCCCAAGCGCAUCUCAAGGCGUCGGAUGGUUCUAACGAUGAACGGGCACUGAUUAAUACUAGAGAGAGACGUGACUAUCGUGGAUCCUCUGGGGGGCCUCAACAACCUCAUGAUGCUGACGAGGCAGAGAAGAGUCUCUCCACGUCACAACACCAGCAGAGACCCACAGGGAAGAAAUCUCAUUGCUGCUCUGACUGUGGGAAAGGUUGCAAAUCUUCAUCAGAACUUAAAAUGCACCAGAGAAUACACACAGGAGAGAAACCUUAUAGCUGUGAUCAAUGUGGGAGGAGUUUUACUACAUCUAGUGGUCUGACAAUACACCAGAGGACACACACAGGAGAGAAACCUUAUAGCUGUGGUCAAUGUGGGAGGAGUUUUACUACAUCUAGCGGUCUGACAAUACACCAGAGAAAACACACAGGAGAGAAACCUUAUAUCUGUGAUCAAUGUGGGAAGAGUUUUGUUCAAGCUAGCCAUCUGACUCAACAUCAGAGAACACACACAGGAGAGAACCCUUAUAGCUGUGAACAAUGUGGGAAGACUUUUCCUACAUCUAGCCAGCUGACUUCACACCAGAGAACACACACAGGAGAGAAAUCUUAUAGCUGUGAUCAAUGUGGGAGGAGUUUUGUUCAAGCUAGCCAUCUGAGUCAACACCAGAUAACACAUACAGGAGAGAAGCCUUAUAUCUGUGAUCAAUGUGGGAAGAGUUUUGGUCAAGCUAGCCAUCUGACUCAACACCAGAGAACACACACAGGAGAGAAGCCUUAUAUCUGUGAUCAAUGUGGGAAGAGUUUUGGUCAAGCUAGCCAUCUGACUCAACACCAGAGAACACACACAGGAGAGAAACCUUAUAGCUGUGAUCAAUGUGGGAAGACUUUUCCUACAUCUAGCCAGCUGACUUCACACCAGAGAACACACACAGGAGAGAAGCCUUAUAUCUGUGAUCAAUGUGGGAAGAGUUUUGUUCAAGCUAGCCAUCUGACUCAACACCAGAGAACACACACAGGAGAGAAGCCUUAUAGCUGUGAUCAAUGUGGGAAGUGUUUUCUAACAUCUAGCCAGAUGACUUCACACCAGAGAACACACACAGGAGAGAAACCUCAUAGCUGUGAUCAAUGUGACAAGAGAUACUCUGAUAAAAGAUCUCUGAUCAAACAUCAGAAAAUACAUACAUGAAGUUGUUUCAUGAUAUCAAUGGAAUAAUGUCACAUUGUAGAAUGUUUUAACAUUGUAGUGGGAGUAUUUUAACGAGGUCACAAUGUAGAAUGUUUUAACACUGUAAUAGGAGUAUUUUAAUGAUGUCACAAUGUAGAAUGUUUUAACAUUGUAGUAGGAGUAUUUUAAUGAUGUUCUACCUUAUCGUUUGCCCUGUUCAAUUGAUUGCAGCAUGAUAUGGAUAUUAGCCUCAGGGGAAAAUCCAGGCUCUGAAUUGAAAUAGUAUUAUUUAACAAAAAGUGAGUAACAAGAAAAGAGCUGUGUUACACUUACUGCGUUGGUGACCCACUUUAAUCAAAAUGUAGCACUUCAAAAUGUAGCUAGCUGUUUUCUACAAGUUGAAAAAGCUGCUUGUUUAAGAAUGACAUGUAAGAUGAUAAUUGUUGCAGAUGUUUGUGUAUAUACACACAUGAAAGCAGUAUAAUAAAUUGGUCUAUAAUCAAUUUUAUUAA